GCCAGGACUUGACUCUUGUGGUUCACUUGACACAUCCAGACUGUUGCAACUGAGGUCAUCCAUCUGCAGCCUCAGUGUUUCUCAAGAGCACGCUACAGUAGCAGACUCUCCGACAGUAGAUCUACACCUCUGAUUGAUUAAUCAUGCCUGCCGAUUACUCUGGGACCUGGGACUUUGUUAGCAACGAAAACUUUGAACCUUACAUGCUUGCCUUGGAUAUCGACUUUGCCACACGGAAGAUAGCAAGUCGACUGAAGCCCCAGAAAGUUAUUGAACAAGAUGGCAACUCUUUCACAUUCAAAACGCUCACGAGCUUCAAAAAUCUUACGGUCUCAUUCAAGAUCGGCGAAGAGUUUGAGGAGGUGACUAAAGGCAUGGACAACAGGAAAUGCCAGACGGUUGUCAACUGGGACAAUGACAAACUGGUUUGUGUCCAGAAGGGCGAGAAGAAGAACAGAGGAUGGACCCACUGGAUAGAAGGAGAUCUGCUGCAUCUGGAACUUCAUUGUGAAGGCCAGGUUUGCAAACAGGUCUUCAAAAAGAGUGCCUAAAGUUGUCAGCUGUAAUGUAUCAGUGGAUGUGUGUGUAUGCGUUUUAUUUUUCUUCUUACAAUUAGGCUUUAUGCAAUGAAAUGAAUAAAUCACAAUGUACAUCCAACAAAAUGCAUGUUAGA
Engraulis encrasicolus (European anchovy) is the source of this 673-nucleotide messenger RNA. It is a transcript of the gene rbp7b, whose product is annotated as retinol binding protein 7b, cellular. Gene Ontology annotation, biological process: fatty acid transport. Gene Ontology annotation, molecular function: fatty acid binding. The record is from RefSeq and is a predicted model, not a curated record. NCBI's taxonomy places the organism in Eukaryota, Metazoa, Chordata, Actinopteri, Clupeiformes, Engraulidae. Bases 144 to 551 code for a protein of 135 amino acids. Gene Ontology annotation, cellular component: nucleus; cytosol. The transcript is spliced from 4 exons.